UCCGCACCGGGCGUCGCGGCGUGCUCGCGCCCGCGCACGUCUAGAGGGGGCCGCGCGCCCGCGCCCGCGCCGGGCCCAGUAGCCGUGCCGCAGUGCCCAUGCUUGCGAUGCCUCGCGGGAAGCGUGCCUCAGGCGGCCUUGCCGCUUCCGGCCCUGCGCCGGCCCGGCAAGCGGUGCUGAGCCGAUUCUUUCAGGCUAAGGAACGCCGGAAGUCCACGCCGUCCGCCACUGACGCAGCCGAAAAGGCGAGCCCCGCCUCCGCAGCGCCCCCGGCGUCCACGUCCCCGCCUCAGCGGCCGCCGCGCGCGGUGAGUUUGGAUCAGGCCACGGAAGCUUCCAGCAGAAAGAGGUCGCAGGAGCCUGAGGGGCCUGUGAGCAAGAAAGCGCGGCCUGUGGGGGAACAGGAAGGAGGAAGUGGUUCUGUCUCUGCCGGCCACCCAGAGCCAAAGAAGUGCCUGAGGACGGGGCUUGUUUUGAAGUCUCUGGAGACACUGAGGAAAUUCCACUGCGACUCCGCGCCGCCUCAGACUCGAGUCCGCACAGAGCGUCUUCAGGAGAGGUUUGCGGUCCUGCCAAGGUGCACCGAUUAUGAUGACCUCGAUCUCCUGCGUGCCAAGAACGCCGCUGCCUCUGAGGACUCCAACUCUCAGGCCCGCCAGAAGGACAAGACACUUUCUGAUCUCAGUCCUUUUGGAUCAUCCCAAACGAGUCAUGAAGAUGGACAGCAAGCGUGUGAUCCUAAGCCCCUGAACAAGCGGUCCAAGAGCGUCUACACCCCGCUGGAGCUGCAGUUCCUGGAAGUGAAGCGGCAGCACCAGGACGCGGUUCUGUGCGUGGAGUGCGGCUAUAAGUAUAGGUUCUUCGGGGAAGAUGCAGAGAUUGCAGCUCGGGAGCUCAAUAUUUAUUGCCAUUUGGAUCACAACUUCCUGACAGCUAGCAUCCCUACCCACAGGCUGUUUGUCCAUGUGCGCCGUCUCGUGGCCAAAGGAUACAAGGUGGGAGUUGUGAAGCAAACUGAGACUGCAGCCCUAAAGGCCAUUGGAGACAACAAAAGCUCACUGUUUUCCCGAAAACUGACUGCUCUGUAUACGAAAUCCACACUCAUUGGAGAAGAUGUGAAUCCUCUAAUCAAACUGGAUGAUGCUGUGAAUGUCGAUGAGAUAAUGGCUGAUGCUUCUUCCAACUAUCUUCUGUGUAUCUGUGAAAAUAAAGAAAAGGCUAAGGACAAAAAGAAAGGAAGCAUUUUCAUUGGCGUUGUGGGAGUGCAGCCUGCCACAGGCGAGGUCGUGUAUGACAGUUUCCAGGACUCCGCUUCCCGUUCAGAGCUGGAGACGCGGAUCUCAGCCCUGCAGCCUGUGGAGCUGCUGCUGCCCUCACACUUGUCUGAGCAAACCGAGAGGCUCAUUCACAGAGCUACAGCGGUCAGUGUGCGGGAUGACAGAAUGCGCGUGGAAAGGAUGGAGGAUGUUGACUUUGAGUACAGCCACGCUUUCCAGAUGGUUACCGAGUUUUAUGCAAAGGAUGCAGUUGAAACCCAAGGCUCUCAAAGUCUUUCUGGCAUCCUUAACCUGGAGAAGCCUGUGGUCUGCUCUUUGGCUGCUGUAAUAAAAUACCUCAAAGAAUUUAACUUGGAAAAGAUGCUUUCCAAACCUGAGAAUUUUAAACAGCUGUCAAGUGAAGUGGAAUUUAUGACAAUUAAUGGGACGACUUUAAGGAAUUUGGAAAUCCUGCAGAAUCAGACUGAUAUGAAAACGAAAGGGAGCUUACUCUGGGUCUUAGAUCACACGAAAACUUCAUUUGGAAGACGGAAGUUAAAGAAGUGGGUGACCCAGCCACUCCUUAAAUUGAGGGACAUAAAUGCCCGACUGGAUGCUGUAUCUGAAGUUCUCCAUUCAGAAUCUAGUGUGUUUGGUCAGAUAGAAAAUCAUCUACAUAAAUUGCCCGACAUCGAGAGAGGACUCUGUAGCAUUUAUCACAAAAAAUGUUCUACCCAGGAGUUCUUCUUGAUUGUCAAAACUCUGUGUCACCUGAAGUCAGAAUUUCAAGCGUUAGUACCAGCUGUGAAUUCCCAAGUUCACUCAGACCUGCUGCGGACCUGCGCUUUGGACAUUCCGGAGCUCCUCAGGCCAGUGGAGCGUUACUUGCAGGUCCUUAAUGAACAAGCGGCCAAAAUUGGGGACAAAACUGAAUUAUUCAAAGACCUUUCUGACUUCCCCUUAAUAAAAAAGAGGAAGGAUGAAAUUCAGGAAGUCACAGAAAAGAUCCAAGUACAUUUACAAGAAAUCCGAAAAAUAUUAAAAAAUCCUUCCGCACAGUAUGUGACAGUAUCGGGACAGGAGUUUAUGAUUGAGAUAAAGAAUUCUUCUCUAUCUUGUAUACCAGCUGAUUGGAUUAAGGUUGGAAGCACAAAAGCUGUGAGCCGCUUUCACUCUCCUUUUAUUGUAGAAAAUUACAGACGUCUGAAUCAGCUCCGAGAGCAGCUCGCCCUUGACUGCAGUGCUGAGUGGCUUGGUUUUCUAGAGACGUUCAGUGGACAUCAUGACUCCCUGUGUAAGGCGGUGCAUCACCUAGCAACUGUUGACUGCAUUUUCUCCCUGACCAAGGUCGCUAAGCAAGGAAAUUACUGCAGACCAGCUCUACAAGAAGAAAGGAAAAUCAUCAUAAAAAAUGGAAGGCAUCCUGUGAUUGAUGUGCUGCUCAGCGAGCAGGACCAGUAUGUUCCCAAUAGUACGAAUCUAUCAGGGGACGCAGAGAGAGUGAUGAUCAUUACUGGUCCAAACAUGGGCGGAAAGAGCUCCUACAUCAAACAGGUUGCACUGAUCACCGUCAUGGCUCAGAUUGGCUCCUAUGUUCCUGCCGAGGAAGCCACACUUGGGAUCGUGGAUGGCAUUUUCACGAGAAUGGGUGCUGCAGACAACAUAUAUAAAGGACGGAGCACAUUUAUGGAAGAACUGACAGACACAGCGGAAAUUAUCCGCCAGGCAACACCACAGUCCUUGGUCAUCUUGGAUGAGCUGGGAAGAGGGACCAGCACUCACGACGGAAUCGCCAUUGCUUAUGCUACUCUUGAGUAUUUUAUUAGAGAUGUGAAGUCCCUAACGCUGUUUGUCACCCAUUAUCCACCAGUUUGUGAGCUGGAGAAACAUUACUCACAACAGGUGGGCAAUUACCACAUGGGAUUCUUGGUGACCGAGGAUGAAAGCAAACAGGACCCAGGUGGAGAGGAACCAGUCCCUGAUUUUGUCACGUUUCUUUAUCAAAUCACCCAAGGCGUUGCCGCCAGGAGUUACGGGCUGAAUGUGGCCAAGCUAGCAGACAUUCCCGGGGAGGUCUUACGGAAAGCAGCCCGCAAGUCGCAGGAGCUGGAAGGACUAGUGAACGCGAAAAGGAAAAAGCUAAAGUAUUUUACAAAAUUAUGGACAAUACACAGUGCACAAGAUCUGCGAAAGUGGACAGAUGAGUGUGAAGAGGAAGAACUGUAGACUUCUUUUCCCGGUUAAACUGAAGACUGCGUUAUUGAACCAAGUAUGGAGAAUUAGAAAGACCGAGUGUAUGGAGUAGCUCCGCAGCGACAGCCCGUCUGUGCGACAUGUGAGCAUAGCGUGUGACGGUGGCAUAUUCCCGUUGGAACCUGGCCUCUUGUGGAGAGAGUUCUUUCUGAGGCUCCUGCUCUCCUGAUGUUUUAGCGUAUAGUGCCUUUUGAAUAGGAAGACUUCCAUUAUGUGACGGAAAAUUCCACGGACAGUGAAUUUCACGUAAAAUCAAAACCUUCUGAAUAAAGCCUAGAGUGGCAGAAAGCGAUUCAUGAACUUUUGGGGAGUGAUGUAGAAAUUUAGUUCUUUUUUGAUUUCAGUUCAGAUAAUUACCAGCCGGGUGAAUCUGGCAGGAAUCUACCUUUCCACUUGCACUAAAAUAAUUUUAUAGUGCCACCAGCUUAUUUACCAUGAACGUGGAAUUUUUUUUGUAGGAAACAGAAAUAGUUACCAAGGCUUUAGAAACCAAGAGCACAGAAGGAAUAGGGCCAUCUGAAGUUUGAAGAGUAAAUACUAUCAUGGUUUUAAGUCACUGAAAGAUUGUUGGA
This is a messenger RNA of Lepus europaeus (European hare), 4081 nucleotides long. RefSeq names its product mutS homolog 3 (gene MSH3). Gene Ontology annotation, molecular function: mismatched DNA binding; ATP-dependent DNA damage sensor activity; ATP binding. NCBI's taxonomy places the organism in Eukaryota, Metazoa, Chordata, Mammalia, Lagomorpha, Leporidae. The record is from RefSeq and is a predicted model, not a curated record. Gene Ontology annotation, cellular component: nucleus. The transcript is spliced from 24 exons. Gene Ontology annotation, biological process: mismatch repair; somatic recombination of immunoglobulin gene segments; mitotic recombination. The coding region runs from base 99 to 3482 and encodes 1127 amino acids.